GUCGACGAGUUGGUUAUGUUAGCAUCCAUUCCACCAAUGGAAACGGUACGCUCUUUCCCCCGGGACCCUAGCGCUCCUUCGAGGCAUCCGUCAGCGGAGGAUUUGGACGCUGCGCAGCAGCUGAUUUCGUCUGCGCAGGCGGGUCGCGAACAUCUGGCACAAUAUGGGAAUGGGCCUGGGAUCAAAGUCUCCGGAAGCCCUCCUCCGAACCACCAUGGACCGCCCUCUGCACCGGGCCAAUUGACGGAAGGUCAUGUCAAUGGUCACCGGGAUGGAACCUCUCCCAAAGCACAGAAGGAUACCUCGUUCCUAGGACACUCUUGCAGCAAUUGCGGAACACAACACACUCCCCUCUGGCGUCGCUCCCCGACAGGUGCCAUGAUUUGCAACGCCUGUGGCCUCUACUUGAAAGCUCGCAACGUUGCUCGCCCUACGAAACGAAAUCGGAUACAGCAAGGUGCGGACGGUGCUGAAAAACCAAAUACCCCCAUUGCGUCUCGCACCGAAACCGCGGAUACCUCAGGAGGAGGUUGCAAAGGCUCUUGCCCGGGAGGUGGAAGUUGCAAUGGCACCGGUGGUGCGGAAGGAUGCGAUGGCUGCCCGGCUUACAACAACCGUAUCUACAAGGCCGCGAACCGUGGCCCACCCGCCGUUGUUCAGGGCUCAUGGGGCCGGACGUCUGCUCCAGAUUCUGAACCUGCAUCCGCACCCCAGGAAGUUGAGACACCGGCGAAACCUACGCCCUCAGAUGGUGCAUCGUCCACUCUCGUCGCUUGUCAAAAUUGCGGGACAACGGUCACCCCGCUCUGGCGACGGGAUGAACAUGGGCACCCCAUCUGCAAUGCUUGUGGUCUUUAUUACAAGCUUCACGGUUGCUAUCGUCCGACCACCAUGAAGAAGUCCAUCAUUAAGCGCCGCAAACGUGUUGUCCCCGCUCUCCGCGAUCAAUCUCCCACGGCUGCUACUCACUCAUCCAACGGUUCAUCGGCCUCUCCCGAGGCAUCGCCCGCUGCUUUGGCCCACGAUAACCAUCGCUACAUGAGCAAUGAGCCCAUGGAUGGCCCACGGCAGAUGCCCUUUGCACCACCUCCGGUGGACUUUACCGGCUUCCAUAUCAGCUCCGCCCCCUUGCAGCAUAAUGGACUCCCCAAGCUUCUCAAUCCUGAGCGAUUGGGUCAUUCACCGGUAUCUCAAUACGGCCGCCGAUCUGUGUCUCCCAAUUCUCUUCCAAAGAAACGCACAUUGGCCGAAACCGUGACGGAAACCCUCUCCAUUCCCACCACUUUGGGAUCUGGCUCCAAUCAGUUGCCUCCCAUUAUGACUUCCGCCAACCCCUCGCCUCCAGGCCGUCUCAGUUCGAUCUCUGCCAUCCUUAAUCAAGCGGAUCCACGCAAUGAAUCUCCUCUGGGCCGACCCCAGCCCUUCCAACCUCCCAUGCAACCUGCACACCAAUCGCAGCAACUUCCCAGCAUCUCCUCCUUCUCGGAUCCUGCAGCCGAGCGCCGCGCCCAACUGGAACGUGAAGCUGAGCAGAUGCGUGAAGCACUGCGAGCCAAGGAACGUGAACUUGCUGCGAUGGGCCGUUAA
Molecule: messenger RNA, 1587 nt
Organism: Penicillium subrubescens
Lineage: Eukaryota; Fungi; Ascomycota; Eurotiomycetes; Eurotiales; Aspergillaceae
Gene: sreA
Product: siderophore transcription factor SreA
Exons: 3
Coding region: 16-1587 (523 amino acids)
Biological process (GO): negative regulation of transcription by RNA polymerase II; positive regulation of transcription by RNA polymerase II
Molecular function (GO): DNA-binding transcription factor activity, RNA polymerase II-specific; zinc ion binding; RNA polymerase II cis-regulatory region sequence-specific DNA binding
Source: RefSeq, a predicted model, not a curated record